UAAACUCAGUAAAUGAAGAAAAUGAGUCUUGAUUGUCAUUCGGCUCUUGUUUAUCAUCAGUGAUGAUGUUUCUUGAUUUAAUUAUGUUUCUAAAUUGGAUCAAUUUAAUUCCAUCAGAAUUUUCUAAUCAUCAAUGAGUAAAAAAGAUAUUGAAUAAACAAUGAAGAGAAAAGCAAAGCAUCACAAUUUGAAGGCGAAGAACAAACGAGCAAAAAAAGGAAGAAAAUAAAUUCUUUUUCUUUAAAUCGACCGACCUUACCUGGAAGAAUAAUUAAAAGUGAAAUUGUUUGGAAUAAGAAAGAAAAUGAUCAACAAAAGUACAAAGAUGACGAAAAAAAUUUCCAUUUUCUAUUAGUGAUCAAGAAGAAAAUAAUGAUUCAAUAUUGACUGUGAUAAAAAAAUUCUCUCCGACUCUUCCUACUGAUGAAAGGAAUUGUAAUCAACUCGAAUAUCCAAAAUGAUGAAAACCCGAUCAUUUCAUCGGUUUUGGAUUAGGCCUAAUUUCUUCAAUCUUAUAUUAUUAUGUAUCUUUCUUUGUAUGAUGGUAUUGAUCAGUUUAAAUAUCGACGAUGGGAAUACUUUGGUUACUCGAGAUAUUUCAAUGAGACGACCGAUGAUGAUGCCGAUGAUCCCCAAGUAUAAAAGCUCAUUUGACUUAUCCAAAUUGGAGGAUAAUGAUAAGUCUCAAUUGAUUGAUUUGAAGGACUUUCGAUUUCUCAUCAAUAAUUUACCAUGUCACAGAUCAUCAUCAUCUUUGUUAAAAACUGUUGACAAUACAAUUGUGAUUGAAAAUGGAAACAAUUCAAUCUCACCAGAUGAUGAUUCCAAUAGUGUUGAUAUAUUCCUGUUAAUAUUUAUUCAUAGUGCUCCAAAUAACUUUAAAAAGCGUAAAAUAAUUCGUGAUACUUGGGCCAGUUCUCAGAAUAUCUCAUUCUCUCAGAUUCGCCGGGUUUUCCUUUUAGGCCUAGUUGAUGAUAUUGAACUUCAACGAUCAAUUAAUCAAGAGAACAAGAUUCAUGGUGAUAUUAUUCAAGGAAAUUUUGUUGACACAUAUCGUAAUUUAACUUACAAACAUGUGAUGGGCCUUAAAUGGAUAACAUAUUAUUGUCGUUCAGCCAAAUUUGUCCUUAAAACGGAUGAUGAUAUUUUCGUUGAUACUUAUCAAUUGAUUAACCAUUUGAAAGGAUUAAUGAUUAAUUCAUUAACCCAACCAAAAAGACUUAUUAAUUGUUUCGUCGUUCGUAAUCCAUAUCCAAAAAGGAGUGCUAAUAGUAAAUGGAAAGUAACUUACCAGGAAUUUCCUGGGAAACAUUAUCCAGACUAUUGUUCUGGUUGGGUUAUCAUAUUCACUUCGUAUGCCGUAUUUGAAUUGUAUCUCCAAUCAACGAGUACACUUUAUUUUUGGGUGGAUGAUGUUUAUGUCACCGGACUAUUGGCCGACAAAGCAGCAAUUGAUCGAACUGAUUUAGGUUCUAAAUUGACUUUAAUCGACAAAAACAUAGAGAAAUGGUCUAAGGCAAAGAAGACACUUAGCUUACCUCCAAUGUUUGCUCGACCAGCAGCAAUUAAGGAUCUUCAAAUAAUCUACGAUCUUUGGAAUAAAACAAUUAGAUAUUACCAAUUUGUUACCUAAAUAAUUUAUGAAAGAGAUAACAAUAAAGUUCUAGAGUUAGGUAGAUUGGAUCUGAACCAAUGAGAGUCAAAAGAGUUGAAACUUCAACGAUAAAACACCAAGAACAAGAGAAUAACUGAACUUUUCUUUUUUUUCCUCGAGUAUUUUGAAUGAAAGUUAAUCUUCAUAACUGUGAAUGAUUUUUUCUGCAUUUUUUUACUGGAAAAUCAUACAUGUAUUAUGAUUAUCAUGCAAUAAACAU
Panonychus citri (citrus red mite) is the source of this 1874-nucleotide messenger RNA. RefSeq names its product beta-1,3-galactosyltransferase 5-like. Bases 458 to 1633 code for a protein of 391 amino acids. The transcript is spliced from 3 exons. Gene Ontology annotation, molecular function: hexosyltransferase activity. NCBI's taxonomy places the organism in Eukaryota, Metazoa, Arthropoda, Arachnida, Trombidiformes, Tetranychidae. The record is from RefSeq and is a predicted model, not a curated record. Gene Ontology annotation, cellular component: membrane.